This is a messenger RNA of Poeciliopsis prolifica (blackstripe livebearer), 2183 nucleotides long. Its product is annotated as FH2 domain-containing protein 1-like. The record is from RefSeq and is a predicted model, not a curated record. The coding region runs from base 3 to 1991 and encodes 662 amino acids. NCBI's taxonomy places the organism in Eukaryota, Metazoa, Chordata, Actinopteri, Cyprinodontiformes, Poeciliidae. The transcript has 11 exons.
CCAUGGAAGAGUUAUUUAGUCAUGAUGACAAAAGCGCGUCGCUACGGGCCUCAAAAGUCUUCAGUUUAAGUAAAAGAGAUGGGAUGAACUUGUGUGGACAGGAAUCUCAGGUGACAAUAUUGGAUUCCAAGCGGAGCAUGAAUAUCGGGAUCUUCCUAAGACAUUUCAAAAGGCCUGUUAGUGAAAUAGUGGAGAACAUUCAUCAGGGGAAUUGGCAGAGUUUUGGAAAUGGCAAACUAAAAGAGCUUUGCAAGCUUCUACCAGAAGAAAGUGAGGUAAAACAGCUGCAGUCAUACAGAGGUCAAGUCUCUGUGUUAACUGAGGCAGACCAGUUCAUGGUACAGCUCAUUAAAGUCCCUAGCUAUGGGGAACGUCUAAAAGUGAUGCUUCUGAGGGAAGAGUUCUUUCCCCUCAUGGAGGAAGUGAAGAAUGCCAUUGUGGUCAUGACCAAAGCAGCUAAUGAACUGUUGGACUGCGAUGACCUCCAUUCGGUGAUUCGACUAGUGUUGAAAGCCGGGAAUUUCAUGAACGCUGGUGGUUACAGUGCAAAUGCAGUAGGAUUCAGGGUGGCUUCACUGCUCAACUUGGCAGACACCAAAGCCAACAAGCCUGGGAUGAAUCUCAUGCACUAUGUUGCCAAGCAAGCAGAGGAGAUUGAUGCAGAGUUGCUGACUUUUCCAAGCCAACUUGGUCACAUUGGGAUGGCAUCAAGAAUUUGUAAAGAUGACAUCAUCAAGGACUUGAAGGAGGAAAUACAGAAGAUGGAAGAAGUUAAACUGUUUAGUAGCAUGCAUCCUGGCCUCUUACAACAAGAUCAAUUUCUGGAGAGGGCAGAUUCUAUGCUUGCAGACGUUGACCUGUCCCUGAAUGAACUGAAGGCUUUAAGCGAUGCUGUCGCAGGGUAUUUCUGUGAAGACCCAGCUACCUUCAAACUUGAAGAGUGUUGUUCCAUCUUUUAUUCAUUCUGUAAAAGGUUUGACAAAGCUGUACAGGAGAACAGAGAGCGAGAAGCUGUUGAACAAAGACACAAGCGCUCAGAGAGCAUGCAACUAGCUGCUAAACGACGCUCUGUGGCUUCAUGUUCAGCACUUGACCCUACAGAUGACUCAUGCUUAGAGUCAGCGCUGCACAACCUUCUAUCCAAACCCCCAUCUGGUUUAAGCAGAUGUAGGAAGAAUUAUCAACCCCAGGCUAAAGGCUUGCGUUCUGAAUCCUGUUCUCAGACUUCACAAAAAGAAAGGCCAAUUUCUUGCAAAACUACAGACAGCCCAGUGAAGAAACAAACUAAGCUAUUUAAAGAUGUGGAAUUGGCAAAAUUGGAGAAGGAAGAAGCCGAAAAGAUGCGCGAGAUAACCCGGAAGGUAAUUUGCUACCAAAAUGUCAAAGGCAGCCGUAAUGAUGAGAUAUUGGGGAGUCCUCGGCAUUCGAAAGUAGAACAGGACGAAGCUAGUACUCCACGAACCCCUUCACUUAGAGCUAGGGACUACUUCUUUACCAAUAAUGGUAAUGUGGGAUCUCCAUGGACUAUUCUGAGCCCCAUAAGUUGCUCUCCGAGAAGCAACAGCCUGAGAGACACAGCCCGCAGAGGAUCAUCAACAUCUUCUGGAAAUGAUCCUGAUGAUGGAGUCUGGGAGAAUGAUGAAACUGACUUGAAAAAUUGUAAUAGUCAAGAAAGUCUGACUUCUCCAUUUGGAGGGUCUGCCUCCCUUCCUGAGUGUAUCCGUCAGAGAGCAUUGUCACAGGGACCACUGCCAAGGUCGGCCUCCGUGGAUGAAACCCUGCGCUCUCCUAGAAUGGGCUUCCGACUGAGAUACUUAUUCCAGAGGAGCGUAUCUCAAAGAUCCGUCUCCUCUGAAUCAAGAGUAGGAGACUUAAAGGAAAGAAGUGACAGAAAGGUGGAAAAUUACGCUGAAGGGACAUCUGGAUUGAAGUCUUUGUUUAAACUUAUUGGCAGCAGAAGUAAACUCUGCAAUUUGGAUGAAAAAACAUGAAAUAAUUAACUUCUUAAUCUAAAGUUUUAAAGACAGAAAGUAGGCUUUCUCAGUUUUUCUGUGUUUUAUAUGGCUAAAGAUAUGUUGAAUGUCAUGCUUUUACCCUUUCGAGGACAGAAGGCAAAUAGGGACUUGCUUUGCUCUUUGAGGGUGUUCUUUUUUUUGCUUUGUUUUCUUUCUUCUGGGGGAGAG